AUGGGAGCCGACGAUAAGCCUAGCACGUAUCGCUACAACGAGGUUCCGGUCUAUACCACCUCUAAUGGCUGCCCGGUUAUGGACCCGGAGUCCUCGCAGAGGGUGGGCGAGAAUGGACCUUUGCUUUUACAGGAUUUCCAUCUCAUAGACCUGUUGGCACACUUCGAUCGCGAACGUAUCCCCGAGCGAGUUGUACAUGCCAAAGGAGCUGGUGCCUACGGUGAAUUUGAAGUCACCGAUGAUAUCUCCGAUAUUACUAUAAUCGACAUGCUCAAAGGAGUAGGCAAGAAGACCAAGCUGCUCACUCGUUUCUCCACUGUUGGCGGUGAAAAGGGCUCAGCAGACAGUGCACGGGACCCUCGUGGCUUUGCUAUCAAGUUUUAUACGGAAGAAGGAAAUCUAGACUGGGUCUUCAACAAUACGCCGAUAUUCUUUUUGCGGGAUCCUGCCAAAUUCCCUAUCUUCAUCCAUACCCAGAAACGUAACCCGCAAACAAAUCUCAAAGACCCAGACAUGUUUUGGGAUUAUCUGUCUACGCAUCAGGAGUCCGCCCACCAAAUCAUGCAUCUGUUUUCAGACCGUGGCACACCUUAUUCCUAUCGCCACAUGAACGGCUAUUCUGGCCACACAUACAAAUGGAUAACCCCAGACGGAGGCUUUAACUAUGUCCAAAUUCACCUCAAGACUGACCAGGGUAUCAAGAACUUCACCAAUGAUGAAGCUAGCCGAAUGUCCGCUGAGAACCCAGACUGGCAUACCGAGGAUCUCUUUAAAGCCAUCAAGGCUGGCCAGAACCCAUCUUGGACAUGCUAUGUCCAGGUCCUCUCCCCAGCCGAUGCUGAGAAAUUCCGAUGGAAUAUAUUUGACCUCACCAAGGUCUGGCCACACGGCGAAGUCCCUCUCCGCCGCAUUGGCAAACUUACCCUCAACAAGAACCCCGAGAACUACUUUGCCGAGAUGGAGCAAGCUGCCUUCUCACCUUCCCAUGUUGUACCGGGCGUCGAACCGUCGGCUGAUCCAGUACUGCAGUCCCGUCUGUUUUCUUACCCAGAUACCCACCGCCACCGUCUAGGUACAAAUUACACUCAGAUCCCCGUGAACUGUCCUUUGAGGGUAUAUACACCUUACCAGCGAGACGGCCACAUGUCUAUUGACGGCAACCAUGGCGCGAACCCAAACUACCCAUCUAGCUUCAGGAAAGUGGCUUUCCGGCCUGUUCGUGCCAGCCAAGAGCACGAGAAGUGGGCUGGAGCUGUCCUUACAAAGCAAAUACCCGUUACCGACGAAGAUUUCGUGCAGCCGAGUAGACUGUGGGAAGUCAUGGGCAAAGAGAAGGGGCAACAGGAUAACUUUGUAGGGAACGUGGCCGGUCAUUUGGCGGGGGCGAACGAGAAGGUCAGAAGAGCAACUUAUGAAAUGUUCCGUAGAGUCAACAAGGACCUCGGAGCCAGGAUAGAGGCGGCUACUGAAAAGGAGGUAUCUGCUAAACCACAGCCACGCCUUUAA
Nannizzia gypsea CBS 118893 is the source of this 1506-nucleotide messenger RNA. Its product is annotated as catalase. Gene Ontology annotation, biological process: hydrogen peroxide catabolic process; response to hydrogen peroxide. The transcript is spliced from 4 exons. The coding region runs from base 1 to 1506 and encodes 501 amino acids. Lineage: Eukaryota; Fungi; Ascomycota; Eurotiomycetes; Onygenales; Arthrodermataceae. Gene Ontology annotation, cellular component: mitochondrion; peroxisome; cytoplasm. Gene Ontology annotation, molecular function: heme binding; catalase activity. The record is from RefSeq and is a predicted model, not a curated record.